Schistosoma intercalatum is the source of this 1448-nucleotide messenger RNA. The record is from the annotation of a GenBank genome assembly. NCBI's taxonomy places the organism in Eukaryota, Metazoa, Platyhelminthes, Trematoda, Strigeidida, Schistosomatidae.
GCUGAAGGCGCGUUUUCGUAUUAAACGUUACACACUGUUAGGCGUUUUGAGCCUCCUGGGUUGUCAAGCUUUGCUACAGACUAUGUGCCUAAUAAGUCAUCAGUUUAAUCGUCCGAUGGUAUUUUUUCCAGAUCCUUUGACGACUGGAUGUUUUAAGUUACAUAUGCUCAUCACCUUGGAAAGCAUAUGGUUCAUCCGAUCAGUUAUGAAUUUGAAGAUCAAACAGAUAGACCAAUAUGCCAGCGAUGUUCAAAGUCAUUUAAGUCCCACCUUACACUGAAGCAUCAUACUGAAGGAUUCCAUGUGGGGGCUUGUCUUGUGACGCAGUUGGGUGCUUUCCUCAAUGUGUGUCCUAUCCACUUCCAGCGCUUCUUCCUGAUUUCUUCCUCCACUGGGAUCUGGUUUGUUCUCUCCCACAUCUGUUCUAAUCGUAAUUCGGAGCCAAGAUUCUGCUGUGAGUACACCCGUCACAUCUAUUACACUCAUUCACAACGUACAUUUCUGUGUAAAGAAAAAAGUUGUGGUAGAGCAUUCUUAUCAAACUCGCAUCUUAUAGCUCACAUGACAACACAUACGUCUGAUAGACCAUAUUCCUGUCCAGUACAAGGAUGUUCGUACCAAGCCCGUACAGUCGGUCGACUUGCACAACACAAAAUUAUUCACGGUCAAGGUCGUCGUUUUUCUUGUGAUUAUUGUGAAUACAGCGCUACCACAUCUUCUAAUCUUCGUCGUCAUGCUCGUAUACACGCUGGGGCCAGGCCAUACUUAUGCCCUCAUUGUCCUCACCGUACUAGCGAACUAGAUGCUUUAAAAAAACAUGUUCUAGACUCUGGUAGGCAUCCGGGUCUACCACUUUAUGUGUGUCCGUGGUGUCGAUCGGAGUCCAGCACAGUCUGCGUUGGUUUUAAUGCUUCAAGUCUCGCAUGGCGACAUCUGCUCAGCGAGCAUUCAAGUGAGAUUAUGAAACCAGAAACACUGAGUCGAAUCGGUCGAGUAUCUGAAAAAUCGCUUUCAGAGCGUGAUGUCACUCGUCUUUUGGGUAUAUAUUGUCCGGAAAUCGACUCAACCCAACCACCAGAGAACACUGCUGUUAGGCAGCCAUCUGUUGCUAGCCGCCGUAAAAACCAAAAGGUAGAAACUCUUGGUAGACCCUAUUUUUCUGGAGAAAAUGAAUUAACGAUUAUAGAAACCAAAGAGUCAAAUUCAUCAGGAAAUAUAAAUCCCGUUGAGGAGGAUAAGAUUAGAUCUUCCCCGAUCCCUAUAAACUAUCAGAAAAACGACGCUAAUGAUGAUCUAUCUUUUUACAAUCUUAUCCAAAUUGGUUCAGGGGCGAUUUGGUCACGUAAUACGGCACAGUAUACUGUAAAUAAUUUAUGAUAUGGACUUUAAAUGAAUCUCACGAUUAUUUUAAAAAUUUUCUCAAUGAACCAGAGUUUGCGUAUUAUCAA